Messenger RNA from Trypanosoma cruzi, 1701 nucleotides. RefSeq lists its product as uncharacterized. The transcript has a single exon. The record is from RefSeq and is a predicted model, not a curated record. Gene Ontology annotation, biological process: intraciliary transport involved in cilium assembly; intraciliary anterograde transport. Lineage: Eukaryota; Euglenozoa; Kinetoplastea; Trypanosomatida; Trypanosomatidae. Gene Ontology annotation, molecular function: intraciliary transport particle B binding; protein binding. Gene Ontology annotation, cellular component: intraciliary transport particle B; ciliary base; ciliary basal body. Bases 1 to 1701 code for a protein of 566 amino acids.
AUGCUCUUGACAAGUGGUCGAGUGAGGCGGAGAAAUGCAGCGCCGAUACAAAAGACCAUUCAAACAAAGGCCUCCGUGGUGGACCAGCUGGAGGAGGCGCUGCAGGCACGGGAUUUCUCCAAGGCUACAACAAUGCUAGAGUUCUACAAGACAACAAACCAGCCGGUUGGCGAUCUCUCCAUUAACCCAUGGCUGGCAUACAGUGCAUUUCACAUGAAUGAUGUGGGAAAGGCUAUUGAUGUCUACAAGGAGUUAUUGUCCCUAGAACGUUGUGAUCCAAUGCACUAUAUCCACAUGGGAUGUUGUCACUUUGUUAAUGGAUCCUACAAGGAGGCAGAGGAGUGUGUGUUAAGGGGACCAGAGUGUUCGUUGCAAACACGUUUAUUGUUUCACAUUGCCCAGAAAUUAUACGAUGAGGAAAAGUUGCUGGUUUACCACCAGAAGUUGAAGGAUACGGUUGAGGAUCAACUUUCAUUGGCCGCGGUUCAUUACUAUCGUGGUCACUUUCAAGAAGCCAUUGAUGUUUACAAGCGAAUUCUACUAGAAACCCGAGAGUACGUAGCACUCAACGUGUACGUUGCGAUGUGUUAUUAUAAGUUGGACUACUAUGAUGUUAGCUUGGAGGUGUUGAAUGUAUACUUGCAAACACAUAGCAACAGUGCCACUGCCAUCAACUUGAAGGCAUGCAAUCACUACCGUCUGUAUAAUGGCAAGACGGCAGAGGGAGAGUUAAGAGUACUCAUCGACCUGCAGCGGUCAACUUACAAUGUUGAGAAUGACAUAGUAAAACACAACUUGGUUGUCUUUCGUAACGGGGAGGACGCACUUCAAGCAUUACCUCCGCUUAUCAAUGUUGUCCCCGAGGCAAGGCUGAAUCUCGUUAUUUAUCAACUGCGUCACGAUCAAUUUGAGGAGGCGUACGAGUUGAUCAAAGAUCUUGAGCCUGUUUCUACGCCUGAGUACAUUCUAAAAGGCGUCGUGAAUGCCUUAAUUGGACAAAAACUUGACUCGGAGGAGCAUCUGAAGAUCACACGGGAGUAUUUCAAUCUCAUAGGCACUGCUCAGUCUGAGUGCGACACCAUUCCCGGGCGACAGUGCAUGGCCUCAUACUUCUUUUUGCUCCGUGACUUUCCAAAUGUUCUUCUUUACUUACGCUCCAUCAAACCCUACUUUUUAAACGAUGAUACAUUCCUAUAUCUGUAUGGCAUUGCCUGUGCGGGGACCGGGAAUUUUGCGGAAGCGGAAGAAUCGCUCACGGCGGUUCGCUCCGAAAAAAUUAGGGCGGAAUUCAGCUACACAAGUUGGCUAAUGCGAUCUCACAUCAUGAACAAUCAUGCAAAGCGGGCAUGGGAUAUUUAUCUGAAAAUGGAGACAAGCGCUGAAUCCUUUAAUGUCUUGCAGCUCAUGGCAAAUGACUGUUACAAGGUCUGUGCGUUUUACUAUGCUGCCAAGGCCUUUGACGUUCUCGAACGCCUUGACAAUGCCCCCGAGUACAUUGAGGGUAAAAAAGGAGCUUGCAUUGGUGUCUUUCAACAGGUGUUUGCGAAUCAAGAGCCUGUGGACUCGCUCUUUGAUGUUGUGAAGAUGUUGGAGUCCAGUGUCCAACAGCACGCCAGCGAGCCACAGGUUUCGCAGCAGUUUGAAAGCAUACUGAAGGUGAUGAAGGAGUGGCUCAAGGAGAGCAAACUCAAGCGCAAGUAG